Gigantopelta aegis is the source of this 2159-nucleotide messenger RNA. RefSeq lists its product as uncharacterized. The coding region runs from base 235 to 1551 and encodes 438 amino acids. The record is from RefSeq and is a predicted model, not a curated record. Gene Ontology annotation, cellular component: membrane. Gene Ontology annotation, molecular function: G protein-coupled peptide receptor activity. Gene Ontology annotation, biological process: neuropeptide signaling pathway. The transcript has 4 exons. Lineage: Eukaryota; Metazoa; Mollusca; Gastropoda; Neomphalida; Peltospiridae.
GCGAGUUUCGCGGGAUACGUCAAUGUAAUUCCACUCGGUUGGUUUAAGCUCUUCACAGUUUCAUCGGCGAGGACUCCGUACGUUUCCGUACAACAGGCUCUCCGGCUGUUUGGGUCUUCCAAAGGAUACCGGAAAUCAGAAACAAGCACGUGGAUACUGACUGACCUGACACUCAUAGAGAUAUCCAAACGAGUUCUUUUAACAUGAUCCAAGUGAUGUAACGGGACUUUCAAGAUGGUGGACAGCAGCAAUCUGAGCGUCUCCGUGAGCCCGAACAACGACACGCAUGACCCGCGCACCCAGGUGUACGCCGUCAUGGGUAUCUUGUCCGUGUUCUCGAUCACGGGCACUAUCGGGAACGCCGUGGCCUUCUACGUGUUCUCGAGCCUCAAGAACAAACUCACUUCGACCAUCUUCAUCCUAGCCCUGGCCGGCGUCGACUUCAUCACCUGCCUUCUCAUCAUCCCCUACACCAUGGCCGUCGAGUACCUUGAGUUCAAGGUCGCCAACGACGCCGUCUGCAAGAUGUACCACUUCCUCAUCACGACAACAAUCCCGUUUUCGGCAUUCAUAAUGGUGGCCAUCGCCGUCGACAGAUACCUGUGCAUCUGUCAUCCUUUUUUACACCUGAUGACCAUCAGGCGAGCGAGGAUCAUCGUCGGCUGCCUGUCGACGUUCGCGCUCAGUCUGGGAGUGAUUGCCUGUAUCCAUUACACAGUGUACAAAACAGUUCCCGUGACGGACGCCAUGCUCACAGCAGUGCCAUCUAACGGUAGUAACGUUGUGUUAACGGGGAAUAACUCUAACCCGGGUUACUCUUCGAUUCCUUUGAGACAUUUGACGUUUAACGAAACGAUGGGGGAAAACAACGCAACCUCUGCCGCCGGCUAUGAUGACGGGGAACGGGAGGGGGAAGGGGCAGAUCUGGGGACGGUUUACGUCUCUCCAGUGCCCAAGUUCAAGGAGAUGUACACGGGGGAGUGCACGACGAAAAAGACGAUGAUCCACCCGCUGUUUUUCUACAUCUUCACGAAGAUCUACUCGUCAUUCUUCGUUAUCUGUUGUCUGAUCGUCUUCGUUCUCUACAGCCUCAUCUACCGGUCCGUGAUCGCUCAGAGGCGGAAGCGGCUGCGAAUCAAGACCAACAACUGCUGCAUGUCCUGGGACUCGGCGAACGUCGACUGCGAGCAGUCGGAGGUCACUGAGGCUAUGGAACUCAACCACUCCACGGCCAACGGAGAGACGCUCAAGUCGUGCCCGGACGAAAGCAACGCCCUCGACCCCAACCAGAUGGGCAACAACUCGGCGCGCGCCCGGCUGGAGCGCAUGCGCAUAGCGAACAUCAAGACGGCGGUGAUGUUGUUCGUGGUGACGCUGGUGUUCAUGGUGGCCUUCAUGCCGGCGUGGUUGAUGGUGCACAACAUCAUCACCCUGCAACUCGUCUUCUUCUAUCUGUACUUCGUCUACAACGUCGCUAAUCCCAUUAUCUACGCGUUUAUGAACAACACUUUUAGAAUAGAGCUCAAGAAAUUGUUUCACUGUCAAAAUUAGACACUCACGCUUAACUUCUUUUUUUUUUUUUUUUUUUUUUUUUUUUUUUUUUUUUAAUUAUUUAUUAUCAUGGUUUCUCGUUUGGGUUAUUUCGUAUUUCUUUAUUACUUCGCCAAGCCACAACGCUAAUUAACUUUCUUUUUGUAUCUUAGCUGUUUUAUGACGCCACGGCAUUAACUCAUUUUUAUUGUCAUGAUAUUAUUUUAUUUUAGAUCAUCAAAGCUCAUCUGAAGGUUAAAAUCGUGAGAGAGGAUCAUACCCUGGAAGUUCUAACCAGCUGACGAUGUUUUCUUUGCUAACACAAUCUAUAUUUGCAUAUCCACCACACAGACGCUAUAUUCGUCCUUUAAAAGUGUAUGCAACAUGUCUGCAACAUGACUUUUAUCUGAGGUUUUGUUAUUUUCCACACCCACCAUAUAACAGCAAAGUCUUAAUUAUACCGAAAAGAACAGAACAAAAGUUAUUUACUCUCAGGGUCAUGAAUCGACGGCAUUUGAAGAAUACUUACAUACAUAGAGGUUAUUACCAGAGUGUUUUUCGGUAUCGUCAAUAUCAUAUAUUAGGACUAAAAAUUGUAUUAUGCGAGCCUCUGGCGAGCAUAAGACAUU